AUGGUGGUGAAUCCCAAAAAAACUAAGGACAUGUGGAUCAGUUUUUCCCAAUCCUCUCUUGAACCCCCACCUAUACAAACGGAUGGAAUUGAAAUAGAAAGAGUAAACUCCUUCAAACUUCUCGGUGUAUGGGUGCAAAAUGAUUUAAAGUGGAAUACCCAUGUUUGUAAAAUAACAAAAAGAGCAAAUAAGCUAUUAUUCCUUCUCAGAGAGUGUAGGAAAUCCUUCCUACCACCCGAGAUUGGUUUAUUAACAUAUACGUCGAAGAUCCGGCCAAUACUUGAAUACGCCUCUCCAGUCUGGGGUGGAAUCCCUAAAUAUCUUGAAGUAGAAAUUGAACGUGUUUAA
Paramuricea clavata is the source of this 348-nucleotide messenger RNA. Lineage: Eukaryota; Metazoa; Cnidaria; Anthozoa; Malacalcyonacea; Plexauridae. The record is from the annotation of a GenBank genome assembly.